GCCCAGUCCUUUCCACCCCCGUGGCUGUUGCUUCCAGAGCACGACUGAUCUGCUUCUCUUUAGUGGAUGCUUCAGGAGAGGAGCAGGUGGCUCUUGGCCAGGGACACAUCACAAGUCUUCAUCUCUUGGUACCAACCCCACUCCCAGCUGUGUUCCGCAGUGCACACUGAGCAUCUCCCUGCAGUGUAACUUGGUGUCUGAAGAUUGCACAGUGGUCCCCGCCCUCCAGAGGAGCUGGAGGCUCCAGCUCAGUGAAGCUCUUACUGUCUGGAGCUUUGCUCUGGGAAACACCUUGCAGGGACCUGGCUGAGAGCCACUGCCCAGUAUUGCGCUCACCAUGGAGGUGAAGAACUUCUCAGCUUGGGACUAUGUUGUCUUUGCAGCUCUCUUCGUGAUUUCCUCUGGAAUUGGAGUGUUCUUUGCCAUCAAGGAGAGGAAAAAGGCCACAUCCAAUGAGUUCCUGGUUGGGGGAAGACAAAUGACCUGCGGGCCUGUGGCCUUGUCCCUGACAGCCAGUUUCAUGUCAGCUGUCACCGUCUUGGGGACCCCUGCGGAGGUCUACCGCUUUGGGGCCUCCUUCAUCCUCUUCUUCAUCGCCUAUGGGCUUGUUAUUGUCUUCACAUCGGAGCUCUUUCUCCCUGUGUUCUACAGAUCUGGCAUCACCAGCACCUACGAGUACCUACAACUGCGCUUCAACAAAUCAGUGCGCUACGCAGCCACCAUCAUCUACAUUGUGCAGACGAUUCUCUACACAGGGAUAGUGGUGUAUGCGCCUGCCCUGGCUCUCAAUCAAGUGACCGGGUUUGACCUCUGGGGCUCGGUGUUUGCCACGGGGAUCGUCUGCACCUUCUACUGCACGCUGGGAGGAUUAAAAGCAGUGGUGUGGACAGAUGCAUUUCAGAUGAUUGUCAUGAUUGUGGGCUUCUUAACAGUUCUCAUUCAAGGCUCCAUUAAAACCAAUGGAUUCCACAAUGCACUAGAGCAUGCUGGAAAUGGAUCCCGACUGCAGAUAGUUGAUUUUGAUGCAGAUCCUCUCCGGAGGCACACGUUUUGGACAAUCGCAGUUGGAGGCACGUUUACAUGGCUCGGCAUCUAUGGAGUCAAUCAAUCCACCAUACAGAGAUGCAUCUCUUGCAAAACAGAAAAGCAUGCGAAGCUGGCCUUGUACUUUAACUUGCUGGGCCUCUGGACCAUCCUGUUGUGUGCCGUCUUCUCAGGAUUAAUCAUGUAUUCCUAUUUCAAAGACUGCGACCCUUGGACUUCUGGCAUGAUCUCAGCACCCGACCAGCUGAUGCCGUAUUUUGUCAUGGAACUGUUCGACAAAAUGCCAGGACUUCCAGGACUUUUUGUGGCCUGUGCCUUUAGCGGAACUCUGAGCACUGUGGCUUCGGGCAUCAAUGCCUUAGCAACCGUGACCUUUGAGGAUUUCGUCAAGAGCUGCUUUCCCCAUCUCUCAGACAAGCUGAGCACUUGGACCAGUAAAGGCUUAUGUCUCCUGUUUGGCGUUCUGUGCACAUCCAUGGCUGUGGCAGCUUCCUUCAUGGGGAGCGUCGUGCAGGCUUCCCUCAGCAUCCACGGCAUGUGUGGAGGACCCAUGCUGGGCUUGUUCUCCUUGGGACUCCUGUUUCCUUUUGUGAACUGGAAGGGUGCUCUAGGCGGCCUCCUUACUGGCAUCACGGUGUCAGCCUGGGUGACCAUCGGGGCCUUCGUGUACCCUGCACCAGAGUCUAAGACUCGGCCGCUGCCUUUAUCAAUGGAGAAGUGUGUGCCAACAAACCUGACCACCUCAGCGCCCUCUGUCUUGCCCAACAGACCUGAACUGGCAGACACCUGGUACUCACUCUCCUACCUGUACUACAGUGCAGUGGGCUGCAUCACAUGCAUCCUUGCUGGACUACUCAUCAGCCUUGUGACAGGUCUCCAGCGGGGAGAGGCUGUCAACCCACUCCUAAUCCGACCAGUUAGCAAUUUAUUUUGCUUUUGGUCUGAGAAAUACAAAACUCUGUGCUGGUGUGGAGUGCGACACGACCAAGGGCCCCAGCAGGAUAACCUUGAGAGCAGCAGUGACUGGAAACUCCCAGCUGAAUCUGUGCUCCAGAAUGGAUUCAGAAGAGAAAGCCUGGCCCAUGCACCAGGCUACAACCCUAAAGACAAAAGCUACGAGAACACGGCACUGGAGAAGACUACUCAGUUCUAGGAAGAGGUGCACAUGUGUGCACACAUGCUCCAUAUACUUCCUGCCUGUCAGUAGCCUUGUGUAUUGGCCGGGGUUAGAAGAUGAGGAUGUUCAGUAACUAUUUAUAUACUUAUUUAUACAAAUAAAAUGACUCUUUCCUGAGAUAGUCUUUGGAAAGCCCCACACCACAGGUGAAAAAUCAGCCAAUUAUCAGGGGCCUGAUGAUUUGCUUCUUGAAUAAAUCAGGACUGAAUUGAAUCUCA
Molecule: messenger RNA, 2439 nt
Organism: Cavia porcellus (domestic guinea pig)
Lineage: Eukaryota; Metazoa; Chordata; Mammalia; Rodentia; Caviidae
Gene: Slc5a12
Product: solute carrier family 5 member 12
Exons: 15
Coding region: 338-2197 (619 amino acids)
Biological process (GO): transmembrane transport; sodium ion transport
Cellular component (GO): extracellular exosome; membrane
Molecular function (GO): symporter activity; lactate transmembrane transporter activity
Source: RefSeq, a predicted model, not a curated record